AUGCAGUUUGAAGACAUCUCAGAUUCGGAGCCCGGUUGCAGCUCGAUGGAAGAGGAAAAUGUUUUGGUGGACUCGAUGCCGGAGGAUGAUCCAAACGGGAACGUCAACGUUCAAAUGGGAGCCGCUGUGCCAAGAUGGGGCCCACAGCACGCCGGAGCCCGGGAACUCGCUGGAAUGUACAGCAGAGAGAAACGUCUCCAAGAGCGAUUUUCCAUAGGCGCCUCGUCGAUUCUCUUCACUUUCGUCAUUUUUCGUUUGAUCUCCACGUGGUCUUCUGACAAUUGGAAAAGCGUUCCGAUUGCCGCUUUUCUUGGGAUACUCACCGCUGAUUUCGCCUCUGGACUCGUGCAUUGGGGCGCGGACACUUUCGGCAGCGCCGAGACAUUCAUCGGAAGGAAUUUCAUUCGUCCUUUUCGAGAGCAUCACGUCGACCCGACAGCCAUCACUCGCCACGAUUUCAUUGAGUGUAAUGGCGACAAUUUUCUCCUCUGCAUUCCAAAUUUGGCCCACAUUUUGUAUCAGCAUUUCACCUACACGAGAGAAGAGAUCCACGAAUGGGCCUUCAUCCAUUGGUAUUUAUUGCUGUUGGGUGUUUAUGUGGCAAUGACGAAUCAGGUGUGU
Molecule: messenger RNA, 621 nt
Organism: Mesorhabditis belari
Lineage: Eukaryota; Metazoa; Nematoda; Chromadorea; Rhabditida; Rhabditidae
Source: the annotation of a GenBank genome assembly